Somion occarium is the source of this 538-nucleotide messenger RNA. The record is from the annotation of a GenBank genome assembly. NCBI's taxonomy places the organism in Eukaryota, Fungi, Basidiomycota, Agaricomycetes, Polyporales, Cerrenaceae.
GACUUUCAUGUUCCUCGCUUAUUGACUCUUGUGUCUCGCGUCCUGACUCUUUCCUUCCCUUUUUCUCCUCUAGCACCUGUUUCUCACUUUCUACAUGGCCAGCUUUCAACCUCAACCCUCAGAUUUCACCCAAGUGGAACUCGAACAAGCCCUCUCCGAACAGUCCUUCGGAAUCACUAGCUACAAGAUCACUAGUUCGACUGAUCUUCAAGCUUCUGCUCGCGUAGUCUUACUCGAGGGAAACACCAUCACCAUUUCUCUGACUUCACGGGGAUAUGAGGUUAUAGAUUCUUCUUCUGCUGAGCCCGAAUCAAAUCAGGCGGGAAACAUUUUCGAAGAUGUUGAACAUCUUCUACAGUCCGUCAGUAAUCAAUAUAGCAACGCAAGGCAAAAGGCUCUUAUGGAGAGGUUGACCUUGCUCUCCGCUGAGACAUCACCAUGAGCGUAGUCUAACAUGAGUGUUGUCAGAAUCAUUCGACAACUAAGAUGAUCCCUUUCUAAUCUAUGGACCCUCAAGCCCUCACCACCGGAUGACAGG